Messenger RNA from Podospora bellae-mahoneyi, 2219 nucleotides. RefSeq names its product Lanosterol 14-alpha-demethylase (gene ERG11). The record is from RefSeq and is a predicted model, not a curated record. Gene Ontology annotation, molecular function: iron ion binding; oxidoreductase activity, acting on paired donors, with incorporation or reduction of molecular oxygen; heme binding. The transcript is spliced from 3 exons. Lineage: Eukaryota; Fungi; Ascomycota; Sordariomycetes; Sordariales; Podosporaceae. The coding region runs from base 451 to 2040 and encodes 529 amino acids.
CAGAAUGCGCCCAGCUUCUCCCAAGGUCGGCGCAUAUGUGGUGGUCAACGGUAAUUGCCGUGGAAUCAUUGGCGCAACUUUGAUCGGAUGUUGCCUUUCUAUCGCAUGAUGUGAGUAAACGGUGCGGUGGGAGCGUACGGAUGCGAAGUACCCAGGUACCGUGCGAAUGCGAAUACGAAACCGCUCUUGGGGAGCGCCUGAUUGGCCAAUCUGGGCUGCCGUGGCAGGGGCAGAUUACCUACCCAAAAGCCAAUUCGCAUCCCUUUUUCUUGAUGACAUGAACUCUAGAAAAGUUCUUCGCUCCUUCUACUUAAAGGUCGCGAGAUUCUUCUCUUUCUUUCCCCGUGGGCUUUGAUUGUUGGCAUCUCGCACGCGCGCUUGUUGCAUUUCCCAGCAGCCUUGGACACGUUCUUUUUCUCUACUUCUUUUUAAUCUUCCCUCCCCGACAGAAUGGGUUUCCUCCAGGAUGUCGCGGGCCCUCUGCUCGAGGGCUUCUCGACGCUGGGACUUGCAUCGCAAAUCGGUGUCGCGACGGCCGCCUUUGUGGUUGUGGCUGUCGUCCUCAAUGUGCUCAAGCAGGUGCUGUUCAAGAGCCCCAACGAGCCACCGAUGGUGUUCCACUGGUUCCCUAUCAUUGGAAGCACCAUUACCUACGGCAUGGAUCCCCCCAAGUUCUUCCACGAGAACAGAAAGAAGCACGGCGACUGCUUCACCUUCAUCCUUCUCGGCAAGAAGACCACCGUCUACGUCGGCCCCGAGGGCAACAACUUCAUUCUCAACGGCAAGAUUCGCGACGUGAAUGCUGAGGAGAUCUACACCGUUCUCACCACCCCUGUUUUCGGCAAGGAUGUUGUCUACGACUGCCCCAAUGCGAAGCUGAUGGAGCAGAAGAAGUUCAUGAAGAUUGCCCUCACCACCGAAGCUUUCCGCUCCUAUGUCCCCAUCAUCUCCGACGAGGUUACCAGCUACCUCAAGCGUACCCCCGACUUCAAGGGCCAGUCUGGCGUUGUCAACAUCUGCCCCAAGAUGGCUCAGAUCACCAUCUUCACCGCCUCUCACGCGCUCCAGGGCAAGGAGAUCCGCGACCAGUUCGACGAGAAGCUUGCCGACCUCUACCACGACUUGGAUAUGGGCUUUUCUCCCAUCAACUUUAUGCUUCACUGGGCUCCCCUCCCCUGGAACAACCGCCGUGAUCACGCCCAGCGAACUGUCGCCAAGAUCUACAUGGACACAAUGAAGCGCCGUCGCGCUCGCGGCGAUGAUGGCCAGAAGGAUAUGAUGCAGCAUCUCAUGAACUCCACCUACAAGAACGGCACCAAGGUUCCCGAUCACGAAAUCGCCCACAUGAUGAUUGCCUUGUUGAUGGCCGGCCAGCACUCUUCUUCAUCCACCAGCUCCUGGAUCAUGUGCCGUCUCGCCUCCAGACCUGAUGUUAUGGAAGCUCUCUACCAGGAACAGAUCGACAACCUUGGCAAGGAUCUUCCCCCCCUCAAGUACGAGGAUCUCGCCAAGCUCCCUCUCAACCAGGCCAUCGUCAAGGAGACUCUCCGCCUCCACGCCCCUAUCCACUCCAUCAUGCGCGCCGUCAAAUCUCCCAUGCCCGUCCCCGGCACCAAGUAUGUCAUCCCUACCGACCACGUCCUCCUCGCCGCCCCCGGUGUUUCCGCGACCGACUCUCAGUACUUCCCCGAGCCCGACAAGUGGGAGCCCGCGCGCUGGCAGAAGGAUCACCCUCUGGCCCCUAGCAUGGUUCGCAAUGAGGAUGAGAUCAACGAGGAAGAGGAAGAGAAGAUCGAUUACGGCUAUGGUCUCGUCAGCAAGGGCUCCGCGUCUCCUUACCUUCCCUUCGGCGCCGGUAGACAUCGUUGCAUUGGCGAGCACUUUGCCAAUGUGCAGCUUCAGACUAUCACCGCUGAGAUUGUCCGCGCUUUCAAGUUCAGAAACGUGGAUGGCAGCGACAAGGUGAUUGGCACAGAUUAUGCCUCUCUCUUCUCGAGACCAUUGGAGCCCGCGAACAUUUACUGGGAGAGGAGGAAUUAGACUUAUGUGUUGUUGUUGUUGGAUGCGAUGAGUUGUUGUUUCGUGGCGUUUGGGGUCUGCGGUCGUCAUUGAUGAACCAAGUUAUAGUGAGUGCUUUCUUGGAACAAAAGGGAAAGCAUUUGCAUUGGGAGGAAGGGAAGGGAAAGCAAAAACACGGACACUGGGAAAGAUGGGAAGGG